Molecule: messenger RNA, 2774 nt
Organism: Eutrema salsugineum
Lineage: Eukaryota; Viridiplantae; Streptophyta; Magnoliopsida; Brassicales; Brassicaceae
Product: probable disease resistance protein At4g33300
Exons: 5
Coding region: 112-2574 (820 amino acids)
Biological process (GO): defense response to fungus
Molecular function (GO): ADP binding
Source: RefSeq, a predicted model, not a curated record
AAGUUGUCACUGUCACUGCGAAUUGCAACGAAAUUUCCAGUGGGAUCCUCCACUUCUAUCCUUAUUAUACCAAUCCAUCCCUUUCUCUCGAGCUCACUGACUUCGUCUACAAUGGCCGUCACCGAUUUUUUCGCCGGUGAAAUUGCUACUGAGCUCCUGAAACAGCUCGUUCUGAUUUCUGCUAAAGCAUGGAAAUACAAAAGCAUCGCCGAUAAACUCGUCGCCUUGAUCGAGGAUAUUCUGCCGACGAUCAAGGAGAUCCAGUACAGCGGCGUUGAGCUUCCUCCUCACCGUCAAACUCAAAUCGGUAUGCUCUCGAAUACACUAGAGAAAGGCAAGAAACUCACGGAGAAAGUCUUAAGCUCCCGUCGCUGGAAUUUGUAUCGACAGCUCACCCUGGCGCGGAAAAUGGAGAAGCUAGAGAAGGCCAUCUCUGAUUUCCUCAAGAAUCAGAUUUUGGCCCACAUCCUCGCAGACGUUCAUCUUCUCCGGAUCAAUUCCGAUGUGCGUUUCGACCGUGUUGACAGGAGCCUGGAGAAGAUGACUGAGCACUUGGGUUCCAUGAAAAUCGGUGGAGGAGGGAUGAUAAUGGAUGCGAUGAAGUUAGCCGAGGCUACGAUGGAGCUUGAGACGAACAACGAUUCGGAGAAAUUUGGGGUUGGAUUGGAGAUGGGCAAGAAGAAGGUGAAGAAGAUGCUCUUCAACGCUGAGGAAAGGCUUAUAGGGAUCAGUGGAAUGGGCGGUGUCGGCAAAACCACUCUUGCCAGAGAGCUUGAACGGGACGACGAAGUCCGAUGUCACUUCGAGAAUCGAAUUUUGUUUCUGACUGUAUCACAAUCUCCGAUUCUUGAGGAGCUGAGAGCACAUAUAUGGGGUUUUUUGACUGGUUAUGAAGGAAAUCCUGUUCCAAACUGGAAUUUACAGUAUGAGGGCGGGUUUAAAACACAGAAGCUGGUGAUUCUUGAUGAUGUUUGGACAAGAGAGGCGUUGGACCGCUUGACGUGUAACAUUCCUGGCUGCACAACUCUUGUGGUCUCACGGUCCAAACUCACAGAGCCUAAAGCCACUUAUGAUGUGGAAGUACUAAGGGAAGAUGAAGCAGUCUCUCUCUUCUGUCUCUGUGCAUUUGGUCAGAAAUCAGUCCCUUCUGGUUUCAGCAAAAGCCUGGUUGAGCAGGUUGCUAAAGAGUGUAAAGGUCUACCUUUGGCUCUCAAAGUUACGGGCGCCUCACUAAAAGACCGACCUGAAAAAUAUUGGGAGGGCGCUUUGCAGAGGUUAUCGAGAGGUGAACCUGCUGAUGAAACUCACGAGACUAGAUUACUUCAUCAAAUGGAAGCUAGUCUAGAAAAUCUCGACCCAACAACCAAAGAGUGUUUCUUGGAUCUUGGCGCAUUCCCUGAAGACAGGAAGAUUCCCGUUGAUGUUCUCAUCAACAUGUGGAUUGAGAUACAUGAUCUUGAGGAGGCAAAUGCUUUUGCCACUCUUGUUGAUUUGUCACACAAGAAUCUACUUACUCUUGGGAAAGAUCCACGGCUUGGCUCUUCAUAUGCAAGCUACUAUGAUGUAUUUGUGACACAGCAUGAUGUUUUGCGAGACUUAGCACUUCAUUUAUGCAAUAAAGGGAAAGUAAACAGAAGAGAUCGAUUGCUGAUGCCGAAAAGAGAGUUAGUGCUUCCAAGAGAGUGGGGAAGGAACAGUGAUGAGCCAUACAGUGCUCAGAUAGUCUCUAUUCAUACCGGGGAGAUGGAUGAAAUGGAUUGGUCUGACUUUGACAUGGAGUUCCCGAAGGCAGAGAUACUAAUACUUAAUUUCUCUUCGGACAAGUAUGUUUUACCUCCUUUCAUCACCAAGAUGAGCAAGCUUAGGGUCCUAGUGAUUAUCAACAACGGCAUGUCCCCUGCGGUUCUCGAUGACUUUUCAAUUUUUGCCAAUUUGUCGAAACUAAGAAGUCUCUGGCUCGAGAGAGUUCAUGUCCCUGAACUCUCCAACACAACAGUUCCCUUGAAAAACCUCCACAAGAUGUCUCUGAUUCUGUGCAAGAUCAAUAACAGUUUUGAUCAGACCGGAGCUGACCUCGCCAAUAUCUUCCCAAAAUUGGGCGAUCUGACGAUAGAUCAUUGUGAUGAUCUCGUGGCACUACCUUCAAGCAUUUGCGGAAUGACAUCUCUUAACUCCUUAAGCAUAACAAAUUGUCCACGCCUCGGUGCAUUGCCUAAGAAACUCAGUAAGCUACAAGCUCUUGAAAUUCUGAGGCUAUAUGCUUGCCCCGAGCUACAGAAAUUGCCUGUGGAAAUCUGUGAGCUUCCUCGGCUUAAGUACCUCGACAUCUCACAAUGCGUCAGCCUGAGUAGUCUUCCAGAGGAAAUAGGAAAGCUGAAGACGCUGGAGAAGAUCGACAUGAGAGAAUGCUGUUUAUCGGGUAGACUGAGCUCUGCUGUUUCAUUGGAGUCUCUACGCCAUGUGAUUUGCGAUAAGGAUGUUGCAUUUAUGUGGGAAGAAGUUGAGAAGGCCGUUCCAGGAUUAAAGAUUGAAGCCGCUGAGAAAUGUUUCAACUUAGAUUGGCUCGAUGAGUAAGAUCCUAAAACCCCUGAAGUUUGUUGUUAAUAAAGUGUAAACUCACUGAGAAACUGUAACUAGUUUAGUGGAUUAGUGGUAAGCUUCUCUUCGUAUUUAUUGAUAUAAGGCCUCUCUGUACAGUUGCCACAAACUCAAUCGGUACAAGUGUCUUUUUUGUCUAUCUUAAUCUUCGUAUUAGAGAAGGACUUUAAGUGUUA